Plasmopara halstedii is the source of this 198-nucleotide messenger RNA. RefSeq lists its product as uncharacterized. The record is from RefSeq and is a predicted model, not a curated record. The transcript is spliced from 2 exons. Bases 1 to 198 code for a protein of 65 amino acids. Lineage: Eukaryota; Oomycota; Peronosporomycetes; Peronosporales; Peronosporaceae.
AUGGCGCGCGGUAAGCCGGGUGAGAAGGUGGGAAUACCGACGACAUACUCACUUCAUAUGUUUGAUUUAUCAAGAAUGCCUUUCAUUCUGAUGUACUACACGGAAGAAUUAUUUUUCUUUCCCGUACCUCUAGCCUGGAGAGACCGCAAACGUGGCACAGAUGAAUUAAUUUCCUUGCCCGUGCACUUUACGAGCUAG